Molecule: messenger RNA, 1137 nt
Organism: Dentiscutata heterogama
Lineage: Eukaryota; Fungi; Glomeromycota; Glomeromycetes; Diversisporales; Gigasporaceae
Source: the annotation of a GenBank genome assembly
AUGGCCCAAGUAAUUAAUGAUAGUUUAAUACAAAGAAAAACAAAAUUGACCCAGGAUACAACAUUUAUUGAAGAAACACUUGGGUCUCUUAAUGAUUAUGUCCUUUUAGGACGCAGUGGUUUGAGAGUUUCUCCUUUAUGUCUUGGUACCGAAACAUUUGGUGAACAAUGGGGAAUUGGUACUAAUUAUGAGGGCUCUAAAGAAGUUUUCGACUAUUAUUUUGAAAAUGGCGGUAAUUUUAUUGAUACUUCAAACAAUUAUAACUUUGGUGAGAGUGAACGCUUUCUUGGAAAAUUAAUCGCAGAAAAACGUUCUCAGAUUGUAGUUUCUACUAAGUAUUCUACGAAUGUUACAGCAUCAUUACCAAACACUCGAUUUGUUCCAAAUGCUGGUGGAAAUCAUCGCAAAUCUCUUGUUCAAAAUCUUGAUGAAAGUCUUAAACGAUUAGGUAUUGGCUAUAUUGACGUUUUAUAUCUUCACGCCUAUGGAUUUCGUACUCCGAUUGAAGAAAUAAUGCGUUCUUUGGAUGACUCUGUUAGAACUGAAUUACGUGGUUGGAGUCGAUUUAUUGCAUUACAAACUCGAUAUAAUUUGUUGAAUCGAUCAAUGGAGUUUGAUUUACAACCUGCCUGUGCUGAACUUGAUAUUGGAAUAAGUCCUUGGGGAUGUGUUGCAGAAGGGUUCUUAACUGGAAAAUAUACUAGGAAAUCUAUCAGCAAUAUAAAAAAUAAAAGUGGUCGUUAUCCUUCUAUUUUGCGUUUAGCAAAUGUGAAAAGAAAUUGGGAAAUACUUGAUGAAGUUAUUAAUAUUGCUACUGAAAUUAAAAAAAGUCCAGCACAGAUUGCAUUGAACUGGAUUUUACAAAAACCUGGUGUCACAUCUCCUGUUUUUGGUGCUAGAACAAAAGCUCAAAUUAUUGAAAAUCUCAAGGCCCUUGAUUUCAAAUUAACACCUGAUCAAAUGGCAAGAUUAGAUUCAAUUUCUCAACCAAAGGAAAUACCAUUUCCAAACACUAUGUUUCCCCAAAUUGAUAAAUUAGGUGGCGGCGAUAAAAUUCAAUUACCCGAAAAAUUUAAAUAUGCUUGGAAUUUAGGUAGAAAUAAAAUUUAUUAUUUAUCUAGCAAGUCUAAACUUUAA